AUGGCAGCAUUGUAUUUCUCAGUGCUGAGGCUGGGGAUUGACUCAGGAAAAAGGUUGGGUAGUAAGCCUAGGCCUGCGGAGUAUGGCUGCAGACUGCCGAGGGUGACCCCAGAGGGAGAGUUCCUCCCGCUGGAUAACGAGGACAUCAACGUGGGAUUCGACACGGGAACCGACCGCAUCUUCCUGGUUUCCCCGGUAACCAUCGUCCACGAGAUCAACGAUGAGUCGCCGUUUUUCGAGAUGGACCGUCGGACGCUGGAGGGCGACUCGGAGCUGGAGGUGGUGGUCAUUCUGGAGGGUAUGGUGGAGGCCACAGCCAUGACCACACAGUGUCGCAGCUCCUACCUCGCCUCCGAGAUCCUCUGGGGUCACCGCUUCGAACCUGUGCUCUUCCAGAGGAAGAACUGUUACCAGGUGGACUACUCGUUCUUCCACCGGACCUAUGAGAUUCCCAGCACACCCUCUUGCAGCGCUAAAGAGUUGGCCGAGCAGAAGUACAUCCAGGGCUCACGCUCCUCAUUCUGCUACGAGAACGAAGUAGCCCUGCAGCUCGUCUCCCCUGACAAUGACCCUGAGGGCAACCCUGGCGGCUGCCCCUCCCCCCUGACCCACCGAUCCUCCCUCUCACAACCCACCCACACUAACUAGGGAGGCGACAGGCAGAGGG
This is a messenger RNA of Salvelinus namaycush (lake trout), 667 nucleotides long. RefSeq names its product inward rectifier potassium channel 2-like. Gene Ontology annotation, molecular function: inward rectifier potassium channel activity. The coding region runs from base 1 to 648 and encodes 215 amino acids. The record is from RefSeq and is a predicted model, not a curated record. Lineage: Eukaryota; Metazoa; Chordata; Actinopteri; Salmoniformes; Salmonidae. Gene Ontology annotation, cellular component: plasma membrane. Gene Ontology annotation, biological process: potassium ion import across plasma membrane; regulation of monoatomic ion transmembrane transport. The transcript is spliced from 3 exons.